Cinara cedri is the source of this 9248-nucleotide messenger RNA. The record is from the annotation of a GenBank genome assembly. Lineage: Eukaryota; Metazoa; Arthropoda; Insecta; Hemiptera; Aphididae.
AUGUAUUCCCCGACGGUCCCGUUUAGUGAAUAUUUUCACGGAGAACAGCUCAAAUACCCUGAGCUCACGCAGGACGCUAUUGAAACGUUGAAAAAAAGUUUGGAAAACGAAAAUUUACCGCCUAUAACCGGUGAGUCAUUAUAAACAUUAUAUUGGUUAAUUUGUUCAAUACUAUCAAACAGAAAUUCUUGAAAAUUUAACAGGAGGUUCAUUAUAAGUUGUGUUAGUGGUCAAAAAGAAAAAGUUGAAUUUAAUCUAUUUAACUUGAACUUUUUUUUUCUCAACCACCACCGAGCCGGGGGAAAACGCGUUAGCAUUAUUUUCGUCACACCGGUAUACAUUUCUUGUCAGUGCUACUGGCCUAAGGGUGAGGCAGCGCUACUGAGCAGUGUCUACUCGCGGUGUCGUUUUAAUCUAACCUAACUCCGCUCAGAAUCGUCUUUUGUUAGCAAUUUAUAUUUGCGUUUAUUCAAUUUUACCUCUACCUUUUAAGUACAACAGUGGUCUACCUAUCUUGCGAAAUAUUUCAGUUUUUUUAAAUUUUUAUAUGUGUAUAAAAUAUAACCUAUUUACGCGUCUAAUAAUGUUAUUUUAGACGUCUAUAAGUUUUAAUUUAUUACUUCUAAUAUCUAAAUUGUAUACUAUUAUGUCGUGCUAUAUCAAUAAUUAUAUACUUACCAUUUAUAACCAAUGGCGGAUGAAAAUCUAAGUUUUUCACCCCCACUCCCGAAAUUUCUUCCUUCUCUCAAUUAUUUUUUUUUAGUUUUGGUGUUGAUCAUUUUUACGGUUAAUUUUAGUAUAGUUAAAAAAAUACAUGGGAUAAUCAUGGACUAGGAUAGGUAUAGGUACGUAUCAUGGUUAUCUAAACGUGUAGAUAAUCGUGGUACGUAUAGAUAUAAUAAAAAACUAUUUUGUGAAAUACAUCUAUGGUCUAUGUCUCAAUUGAAUAUUAAUGCAUAAUUGUUAAGCUUAUUCUAUCGUAUUCCGUGGUGAUACGUAUUAGUAUUGUAGCAAUACAACGGUUGAGGAUAUGUUUGUUGUAAAUAUAAAUGAAUAUAAAAUUGUUAUUUUUAACUUUUAAAACUAUGCUUAUUGUUUAGUUCUUUUAUUAUUUGGGUUUAUGGUAUAUAUUUAGUUACAAAAUAUUUAAUUUUAUUACUACAAUUUUUUUUUAUAAUCAUCAAGAUUUAAGAGCUAAGACAAAUAUAAAAAACAGAAAUUUGGGAGAAUUAUUUUGUGUAUAAAUUUUGGUAUUCUUUACAAGUUCAGCUAUAUAGUAACCUUAUCUAACCAUUGGGGGGAGGGGGCGUGAAAAAAAAUACUAUUAGUAUAGACACCAUAGUAAAAAUAAAUGAUUAGCCGGAAAUGUAGGUUAGGUGGGUAGUAUACCUAAUAAGUUUAGGUAUACUACCCUAACCUACCAAACCUAACCUAAUCUAACCUAACCUACAAACAUAAUUUUUUUGUUUUUGUAGUUGUGAUGCAUAACGUGCUCUUUUUUAGUUAAAUAAAAUGCCACAGAUUAUUUUUUUUUCAAAGCAAAAAAUAUUUGGGUUCUUUCCGGACGUAUAUGGUCACGUUACCUAGUUAUCCUUGUUUUGAUAUGCCGUAUUAUCGAUACGGAAAUUCAUAAAUUCAUUAUCGUCAAAAUUUGAUAUUAAACGACUACUAUAUUACGUUUAACUUUUAUUUUUGACCUCAAAUUCAAUUUAUAAUGAAUCGUGUUAAGUUUUCAAACAUUCAUCAAACAAUUUUGUACUACUAUACACAAACUAAAAAAAGACGAACGUACAUUGCACAAUAGGUGGGCAACUCUUGUAGGUUGGAAGUUGGGAAAGUAGAGGAGAAAUGUAAUAUAUAUCUGUACGCAAUGAUUAAUUAUUGCUAACGGAAAACGGUUCAAAGUAGAGUUCGUUUUUACAGGUGGUCUUUUCAUACAUUUUUCCAUUUUUCAUAAUUAUUAUAAAAACUGCUAGGAAAAUAGAAAUAUUAACUGCUUAAAAAACCAACUAGAUAAAAUUGUCUUUUAAAAAAGGUGUUACACUUGGUACAAGCAAAAUUUCUGGUAGAAUUUGUAUACACAGUAAAAAAAAAAAAAAAAAAGCUUAUAUUGGGGCCACUGUUGUUGGUGAGAAGUAAGGGAGGUAGGAUACAUAAGGUUAUUUUCUUUAUAUUUAUCAACAACGAUAAACCAUUGCUUGACAAAAGACAAUUUAAAGCGCAGUUCGGUAAUACACAAUUUUAACGAUUUUCGUUUAAAUUUGAACUUUAAAUGUUUAUUAGAAAAAAUCAACUGUCCAAUGAUCUAGACAAAUCCAUCACAAAUAUCAAGUUUCAAUUCUCUUCGUGUAUUUAUAGUCGAAUUACAACAAAAUAACUACCAAAAAUUAAAAUUCCUGAAAAGCGCAAAAGUGGCGCAAAAGUUUUGGCAAUGAUACCGUAAGAAAGUAAAUUAAAAAAGUAAAAAAAUAGGUAUUUUGCGAUUUUUCGAUUUAAUCAUUUUGCUGGACGAAAACGUCGUCCAUGUUUUUAUAAAAAUAAUGAAAUCAUUAAAUUGUACGUUUUCCUUAAUUUGUUCUCACUUAAGUGCUUUUAUUUAAAAAUUGACGUAAAAUACAAUUGAGAAAACUUAAGCUUUCAGAAAAGUUACAACGUAUAAUAAUCGGAGCAAAUUUACUAGAAAAAAACGUGUACACAAACUAGAAGAAGAAAAAAAAAAUAAACAUCUUAGUAAAACCAAUAGCUCCAUCGCUACGCUCGGAAUCUCAAAUACGUAGGAUUAAUUAAUUAAAACAUCCCUGAUAAAAAAAAAAAUAAAUAAAAAACGAAAGACUAAAAAAAAUUGAACUGAAAUUCGUAUUUUACCAGGAACUUGUAUGUCCAAACACAAUUAUUUAUAACCUUCAAAUCCAUUUAAUUACGGUACUUCAUGUAAAUUCAUGUAGACCUUAAACCUUAUUACAUAUAACAUAUUUCUAUUGUUAACAUUAUGUAGUUCUCACCCCUCAACGAAAUUUCCAAAUGAAUAAAAAUGAGGCGUAGCCGGUCCUUGUUUUUAUAUUUUUUAAUUUAUUAUAGUAUAUAAAUUAUUAAUAAUAUAUUGUAUCAUUGUAUUUCAUUAUUUCUUUAAUUAUUUCACACACAUUUCAAAUAAAAAUUAUUUAAUAUUUAAUUAUUUAUUAGGUAAUAAUAUAAACUAAACGUUUAUUAAAAAAAAAAGUCGUCCGAUGAUCUAGAUGAAUCCAUCAUUAAUAACAUCAAGUUACAAAUCUCUUCGUGUAUUUUUGUUUAUGUUUUUUGUUUGUGGGCGUGGUUAUUUUUUGAUAAUGAUUGAUAGUAUUAAAAUGAUGUUUAUUUUUAUAUUUUUUUUUUAAAUAUUAAAAUAUUAAUUUUCCUUAUUGUUUUUUUAAACGAACUAAAACUGCAUCAAAAAUAAAACACAAAUAUUAAAUUAAUAUUUGUUUUAGAUUCUGAGCUGAGCGAAGAAUAUAAUAUUGGUUCUACUAUAAAGUGUGUGUAUUUUUUUUAUAUCUGCAAACCAAUUUUCUAUUAAAAAACUUAAUCCAAUAGUAAAAUACUAAGAGACCUUUUUUUUUACAUUUUUAUCUAGUUGAUCUAUUGAAAAGUUUGAUUUUCCAAGGAGCACGGUAGUUGAGAAAAAUCAGUAAAAAAUCAAACGAAAAACUGAUAAAUAUUUACAGUGACACCGUGGCAUUACCGAUUUUAAUUUUUAAAAUUUUGACGAUUUAAGUUUUUUAUCAGAUAUAAGGUUUCAAAUUUCAAAAGUAACAUAUUUUCUGAAAGAAAAUGAAUGUUUUUUAUUGUGGGCUUGGUUAUUUUUUAAAUAAUGUCUAAUUUUCUUUUAUAAUUGUACAAAAAUGGAAAUAGAUGUGGGAAAAAUUGGAUUGUUUAUGGAAAUGACAGUUUCGAUAUUUUAAAUUUUGUUUUUUACAUUACGAGCGGAGGGAAAAAUGUAUUGGUUUUACAAUGAGGUGUAUUAUUAUAUUGAUUUUUUUAUACUGUGAACACAAAUCCUACCAGAUCUCUUUUUCCAAUGUAUCACGUGUAUCGUGUGCUUCCAUCGUGUAAAAUAUGUUUGUUAUACACGUUUUUAUUUAUUACUUCUAAUAUGUUAAUUGUUUACUAUUAUGUCGUUUUAAAGAUAAUAUAUAUAACAAUUGUAUACCAUAAUUGCAAACAUUAUAAAUAUAAACUAAAACCAUGGAUUCUUAAAAAAUAGUAUAAAUAAAUGCGUAGUCGGGAAGGUAGAAUACUUGAAGUUAUUCAAUUUGUAUAUCUGUGUACAAUAUAUUAUUGUUAACAAAAUUUGCUUCUGAGAGAAGAUCAGUUCUAUAUGUUUUGAUAAACCGUAAUACACGUAGUACACACAAAUAUAAUGUUAAUGAUCUUAUUCAAUGUCUAUAAAUUAAAUAAAUUUAUAUUUACCUAACAAUAUAUAUUUGAGGUUUUUAAAAUCAAAAUAAAUACAUAAAUUAUUUUUUUUUUUUUCAAUUAAAAUGUAAAAAAUAUUUGUAAAUAUAAAUUAGUAAAUCCAAUAGCUCCACUGCUACUUCCGGUAUCUAAAAAUGUAAACAUCAUUGUAGCACCAAUACAUUCUUCGCUCCACUCAGAAUGUAAAAGGUCAUUAUUUUUACUGUAGAUUUAUAACAUAAUUAUCGCUACUUAUUUGUUUAGCUUGACUGUCCUUAACGAAUUUGAGCGCUCACAUGUAAUCGUCUUCAUAUUUCGCAGUUAAUUUAAUGUUAAUGAUAUUCAAUGUCGAUAAGUUAAAUUAAUGUAUAUUUACCUACCAACAUAUUCUUGCGGUUUUUAAAAUCAAAAUAAAUGCAUAAUGAAUUGUAUUUAUUUCUUUUUCAUUAAAAAUGUAAAAAAUUUGUAAUACGUUGUCAAAGUAAUUAAAAUUGUUUUUAUAUUUUUGAACGCAUUUUAUAUACAUUGUAAUUUAUACAAUUAAAUUUAAUGGGUGAAAUCUCAUUAGAUCCAAAAUGUUCGGUGGGGUUUCAACUAAAUUAUUUGUUGUUUUUGUUUCAGACAAAAAAUAUUUAGCGUUUCUACACAGCUGCUAUUUUGAUUUAGAAUAUGCUAAAAAGACAAUUCAGAAAUUUUACGGUUUUUAUUCCGAUAUUCCAGAAGUAUUUCAAGUUUUAGACCCAUUGGCUCAAGAGAUAGAAACUAAUUAUAAAUGUGUGUAAGUAUAUUACAUAGUGUGGAUAGACAUAAAACAAAAAGGCAUAAUAUUAUACCAUAUUAAUUAUAAAAAUAUACUCUGUAAAAUAAAUUUGGUAAUUUAUUUGUGUUGGCGAAAUCAGGAAACAGAUAUUGUUUAAUUUGACUUAAAGUUAUUUCAUUGUGAGAAUUUCGUUUUGAAAUCAAGUAAAAAUUACGAUACUCUAAUAUACCAUUGAUUUACCACCCCAGAAAAUGUGAUCAUGUAAAUUACAAAUUUAAAAGUUUAUUCAAUAUAACGUUUUUAUCUUUAACCAUUUUGGUUUUUAUUGCAGGAGCAUAGGUCAAAUGCCUUCCGUCAACAUUGACAAAAGUGAACGGUUUCUAUUCGUACAACUGAAAAACUACAACGCCAAUUUGUUCGAAUACUCUUCUAUUUUUAAAUAUCUUGCAAUGUGGAUGGACCAUACGUUAUUAAGAUAUGGGACUUGUGACGCAAUCAUUGCUGUCAUUGAUUCAAAGGGGUUGAAUUGGCGUCACAUUAUAAAGUUACCUGUUCUUUUGUGCCGUCAAAUGCUAUUAUUUCUUGAGGUAUGUACCUACGUUAAAUCGAAUAUUUGUCGGUUGUAUACAGAGCUGAGGAUUUCUAUUUGUAAGAGAUACAAAAACUAGUUAAAAAAUGAGUUGUGGGAUAAUGUUUCCCCCUUUUGUUUAUUUAAAUAAAUUUUAUUUUUGUCUACAUCACCUACAUCAUCAAGUUUUAUAUCCUUUAUAUCAGUAUUUGUACGAGGCAUACAUUUUUUUUUUUGACACAAAUUGGAUAUAAUUGAAACUAGAUAAAUUACUUCGUUUCUUUUUGUUCAAAUAUCAUAUGACGUUUUAGAACGAAGUUUGUUUAAAUAUUAUGUGUAAAUAAUGCAUACAAACUAAUUACUAAAUGAAACUGUGCAUGCACUCUUACAUUUUACAGUUAUUAAUGUUGACGGGUUAUAUUUUUAUGAGGGGUUUGUAAAAUAUUAUACUAUUUGUUGGUAUACGUUGUAUACAACCUAUAUUAUACUAACGUACUUAAUAUACAUAUUUUUUCUUAAUGUUUUUAGACUGCUUUACCGAUUCGUCUAAAAUCAAUACACGUUUUGAACACCGGAUCUACUACGCAAAUGCUAAUGAAAGUUAUCAUGCAAUUUGCGAGUAAAGAAUUACAAGAGAGGGUAAAGCCAUGUUUUUUUACACAUAUUACAUAAUAAUUUAAUAAUGAGUUUGUAUACACGUGCUUAUAUUUUUUAUAAUUAAAACAUAUGUAAAAUACAUUUAUGAAAUGUUAAAACUGAUCUCAGAAACUGCUAUGUUACAUGAGUUUCAUGACUUUUUCAGUCUAUUUAUUUUUGAAGAGCAAAAAGCAAAACAAUUACAAAUUUAAAAUACGUUAUUCAACAGAUUGUUGACAAGUUUAUCUUAAACGUGCAAAUAAUACUGUAAACCUAAUUUUAAAAAAGUGUAUUUUUUUAUAAGCACUUGCAAAAAUGAGAAUUAUUUAUUUUAUAAUUCGAAUAAAUAAGGUAAAUAUUUUUUAAAAACCCUAGAGACAAAAUACUUAUCGUAUAUUUAGUUAAGGUAUCAGAAGUUAGUUGUGUUUUUUCUGAUAAUUUUAGUUAAGUGUUAUUUUUUUCCUAAAGGAAACUAAACGCGACAUACGCAAUUAAUAUUAAACACUGCUUCACAAUUAGACGUCGACGCCUUAAGCAAAUUCUAUAAAUUACAUUUUGAGACACUAUGGGAACAAUUUCUUAUCGGUGUCCUCCUUGAUUGUGAAUAAUUUGUAUAUUUACUCUAUAUUGGCAUGUAAUAUGAAUUAAUAUUUGUUAAAUUAAGACGUAUUAAAUGUGACCAGAUUUUUGAUUUUAAACGGUUCACCUCAUUCACCCUGUUUUGACCUUAGUAAUAUUAUAACAUUAAAAACAUUAAAAUAUAAACGGCGUGACUUUUAUAAUAAUAUACUUUGAAAUAAGAACAAUACAUUUUAUCAAAUUUAGGGACAAAUUAGAGGAAAAUUAUUCACAAUCAAGGAGGACACCGAUAAGAAAUUGUUCCCAUAGUGUCCCAAAAUGUAAUUUAUAGAAUUUGCAUUGAUUGUUGCAUUAAUAAGAAAAAAUUGUUUGUAUUAGUGUUUCGUAUUGUUGAUCAUAGUAUUUGCUAUAAAUCGAUCUCUAACUUGGCAUCUAUAGUAUAUCCUGAGAGUAAAUUGUAGUGAAUAAACCAGGGAGUAAAACUGGGCUAAUCUUCUUGACCAAAAUGUAUUUUUUAAUAAUCAAUUAUUCCAUUGUUAUAAUUCGAAUUAUUGUUAUUAUUAAAAUAAUGAUAAGUGUCUUCUCUUCGUCUCCUUCGCUUUUAUCCCAACUAUUUAGAGUCUACCACUCUCGUCCUAAACUUCCACUUGACCCCAUUUUCCACUUCGUAUACAUUAGUUGUCCAUGUACUAUUCUCAACAACAUUCAGCGAUUUCGUUUUCAGUCUUCUUUUCUCCUGUUUCCUCUUACGGUUUUUUCAUUAAAAUUCAUACUGCUUUUGAUUCGUCCAUCUUCAUGACAUACUCAAUUCGCAUGAGCCUAUUUUCUUUCAUUUUGUCUACUAAAAUAUUAUGAGUUGGUAUAACACUCACGGUUAUAAAUCCAGUAGAUAACUUGUGUAUAGUACUUAUAAGUUAUUAAAUUACCCUCUUUUUGUUUUUAAUAUUUAUGAAAACGAUAUUCUUAUACGUUUUUAAAAAUACUCAUUGCAGGGCUAAUUACAAUAUUAUUUAAUUUUAAUAUUGCAAAUACCUACACACCAGUUACUCAGUUUUCAACUAAGAAAUAUAUCAUUAUUAUUUACUCAUAAUACUUGCAUAUUUAACUUGAAUAAUAUCAUGAAUACUAUCAAUUAGGUACCUAAGCAUAAUAAUGAGUGAUUAACUUCGUUAAGUGAAAAUAUUGUUCAUCAAGAUUUAUAAUAUUGUAAUGAAUUUAUACAUAUUAUGUUACAGUCUAUUGUUGACGGAAUAAUAAUUAUAAUUAAGUAUAACUAUAACUUUCAAUUUCUAUCACAUCAUAUACCUAUAUACUACCUCGUCAUUACUACCAUUGUUUUGUACAAAGUUUUGUUAUUAAAUGUCUUUUUCUGUUUCUCCAAACUCUUAUACUCUGUUUUAUCUCUUCUUACACUUAGUUCUUUUCCUUUAAGUGCUACUGUUCAUUUCUCAAGCCUAUUGUAAACUUUGUCUAAAUUUUAUCCUAUUAAAGAUAUAUUAUCUACCAAUGUAUUAUGGUAUCAUUUUUUAUGGACAAACCUCCAACGUUUUGUUUAGAAUACCUCAUACUGUUUCACAUCGAACAGGUAGAGCUACCGUGGGAGUAUUCCGACCCUUUUCUACAGGGAGAAUGGUAUUAUCAAUUAUAAGGAGAAUCCCUUCUGUUGACUUAAUAUGAAUUCAUUUAUUGAUAUUGAUUAUUACCAAUAAAUAUUAAAUAUACAUUUUUGACCACUUACACUUGCCCACCAAAUUUCAACCAUAACGCAUAGGCGUAGGUAUUGAAAAACACUUUGCCGUAACUUUGAUGUAUUGUCUAAAAAUGUUAUCAUAAAUUAUUUCAUGAAUGAUUAAAGAGAUAAUAUACCAGAAAAUAUGACUAGAAUGUACAUGAAAUGCACUUAGAUAUUUGCCUAUAUAAUUUGACAAAAUAUAGUUUAAGUUUGUCCAUAAUUAUUAAUUACCAAUUUAAUUAUUUACGUUACAUUUGUUCGUAGAUAAAAUUGUACUCACCCGGUUCGGAGGAAAUCUUUAGCUACGUGCCGAGAAAAGUAAUGCCCGUAGAAAUAGGAGGAUUAGGAAAAUCGCAUAAUCACUAUAACGGUAUUUAUAUUACAUACUAUAUAAUAUAUAGCAUGGUUAGAAUUCUAUCGAAAAAAAACUAAUAUUAUACAUUUUUUUUUUAGAUGAAUUGUACAAUCAUUUAAUAGAUAUUCGUCCAAUUUUUCUCGAACGAAAUGAAAUACUGAAUAAACAUAGAAUGAACCAGAAUUAA